Messenger RNA from Auxenochlorella protothecoides, 1113 nucleotides. RefSeq names its product Isocitrate dehydrogenase [NAD] catalytic subunit 6, mitochondrial. Lineage: Eukaryota; Viridiplantae; Chlorophyta; Trebouxiophyceae; Chlorellales; Chlorellaceae. Gene Ontology annotation, cellular component: mitochondrion. The coding region runs from base 1 to 1113 and encodes 370 amino acids. Gene Ontology annotation, biological process: isocitrate metabolic process; tricarboxylic acid cycle. The record is from RefSeq and is a predicted model, not a curated record. The transcript is spliced from 4 exons. Gene Ontology annotation, molecular function: isocitrate dehydrogenase (NAD+) activity; NAD binding; magnesium ion binding.
AUGCGGCAGGGUGUGGCUUCCGCCCUGUUGAGGGGUCUGCAGGCGACCCGCGCCAGCUCCAGCCUGGCUGAGAGCUCCAACCUGGUCAGGGCGUACAGUUCCGCCAACACCCCCCUCACCGCGACCCUCUUCCCUGGAGAUGGCAUCGGCCCCGAGAUCGCGGAGGCCGUGCAGACCAUUUUCAAGGCCGCGGAGGCCCCCAUCGUCUGGGACGAGCAGCACAUUGGCAAGGAGGUGGACCCGCGCACCAACAGCUUCAUCACCCGCGAGAAUCUGGACUCCGUCCUGAAGCAUCGCAUCGGGCUCAAGGGCCCCAUGACCACCCCCAUCGGCAAGGGGUUCCGCUCCCUGAACCUGACCCUGCGCAAGGAGCUGCAGCUGUACGCCAACGUGCGCCCCUGCGUUAGCAUCCCCGGCUACAAGACGCGGUACGACGACGUCGACCUGGUGACCAUCCGCGAGAACACGGAGGGCGAGUACUCCGGACUGGAGCACGAGGUGGUCCCCGGCGUGGUGGAGUCCCUCAAGAUCAUCACACACGUGGCCAGCACACGCGUGGCGGAGUUUGCCUUCGACUACGCGCAGAAGAACAACCGGCGCAAGGUCACCGCCGUGCACAAGGCCAACAUCAUGAAGCUGACCGACGGCGCCUUCCUGCGCUGCGUGCGUGCGGUGGCGGAGCGCUACCCCGACAUCAAGUACGAUGAGAUGAUCGUGGACAACACGUGCAUGCAGCUGGUCACCCGCCCCACCCAGUUCGACGUCAUGGUCAUGCCCAACCUCUACGGCGACAUCUGCUCCGACCUCUGCGCCGGCUUGAUCGGCGGCCUGGGCCUGACGCCCUCGGGCAACAUUGGAGCCAACGGUCUAGCGCUCAUGGAGGCGGUGCACGGCACCGCCCCGGACCUGGUGGGCAAGGACGCUGCCAACCCCACCGCCCUCCUCCUCUCCGGCGUCAUGAUGCUGCGCCACCUGCGCCUGACUGACGUGGCUGGGAACAUCGAGCAGGCGGUGCUGGCCACCAUCGCGGAGGGGCAGUACCUCACCCGCGACCUGGGCGGCAAGUCGGGGACCAAGGACUUCACCAAGGCCAUCAUCGGGCACCUCAAGUGA